UUUUUGCAUUAUCGAUACAGUUGCUUUAUCGAUGGGUAAACAAGAACUAAAUAAAACAUUUUGUUUCCAAGCAACGUACAUUUAAAAGUCACGACGACUUGUUGGGUUAUUUAAUUUUUGAUAUUUAUUCAAUUUACAAUAUGCCAAAAGCUGUGAAAAAUUUGCACGAAAACAUUAAAUACCACGCUAUAAGUAAAGGCGAAGCAGGCUGUUAUCAAUUACAUAGACCAUCGGAAUGUCGCCUCAAAUUUCCAAUCACGAAGCGUCCGAUCCACAAAUGCGAGCUCCCAAAACACGAAUACACCCUAGUUCCACAGCUCGGAGGCUGGAGGACUCUGAUGAUCCCAAAGACCUCACCCAACUUCUACCCAGCUGUUAUGAAGAAGGAUGAAUUUCAAAGAUUGAAGAAACAGGCUAAGAUAGUAACCAAAGAAGAGCAAUUACAAGCUAUGCACGAUCAAGAAGCUGCGAUCCAGAAAGCGGCCAAGGAGUCCGAAGAAAGAAAGCAAAGACUGAAGGAACAGCUCAAGCCGCAGCCUGGUGCGGAAGCCUCCGGUGCUACAGACCCUGAGUUGGAAGGACCAGAUCAAACUGCUUAUAAGUUAUCAAGAGCUGAAAUUCUUCGGGCAAAUAAUUACCAAGGACCAAGACUAUGCAAUCGCAUCAUACUCGCUUCCAAGUGUCAUGCCAUCCGUGACGCACAGAUCGCUGAAAAAGAACUCGUCAAGAAGGAACUCGAUGAGGAAGAACGCAGGUUGGAUGCGAUUAUGGAAGAAAAUCGAGUGGCUGCUGUACGUCGAGCUGAAGAAGACGAAGACAGAAGACAUCACCUCCGAUUGCAAAAUCUAGCUGCCUUGAAGGAGCAGAUCAAAGCACAUGAGACGUCUAAGAUAAUGGAGGCAGAACGUAUAGAAGAAGAAAGCAUUAGAGUGAAUCAAGCGAACAUCGCCAUGCAAAUAGAUGAGGCACAAAAGCUCAAAGAGAAGCAAGGGAGACAGGCCAAGCUUAAGGAAAUUCUAGAUCAAGGCAACGCGGAACUGCUCUAUUACAAACAACUACAAAAUGAGGAAGAGCGUAUCAUGGAUCUUCGCAUCGCAAACUUUCUGAAACAGAAGCAAGAGCGCGAAGCGAAGAACAGGGCAGAGGCGGAAGCCGUUAAAGCGGCUAAGCAAAAAGGCAUCGACCACAUCGCUAAAGCACAAAAGGCGGAACAAGAACUCAAAGAAGAAUUGGAACGUAUCCGCAAUCUGAAGAUCCAAGAGGAUGUUGAACGUGAAUACAGACGGAAAGAGCGGGAGGCCGCCAUUAAGAGGAACAGAGAAAUGAAGCGAUUGCAUGAAGCAAGAGUCCAGCAGAUUACCGAUAUUCAUCGUUUAAUCGCUAGAGAGAUAGCAAAAGACGAGCAGAGCUUCAACAACGCGGCUCGACAGAACGAGGAGUUCAUUCGUAAAGAGAAACAGUUGGAAGACAAACGCAAGGCGCGUGUUGAACAACAUCGUCAAGAAAUUAUGAAGCAAAUCAACGACAAGGAACGUGCUCGUGCCGAACUUCGUGAAAAGAUUCACAAUGAAGGCGUCGCCUUACGCAUGGAGCAAGAACAACAAGAAAAGUAUGAGAGAAGAGUCAUCAAGCAGAAGGUGGCAGACAUGAGACAACAGAAAGUAGCUGAGAAGUAUGUUAAGGAAGUGGAACAGACACUCGGCAAACACGGAUAUUGAUAUAUUUUUUGCACACGUGUGAUACUGUUUAAUGAGUUAUUAAUUAUUACCUACAAGGUUAAUA
Messenger RNA from Vanessa tameamea, 1782 nucleotides. RefSeq names its product cilia- and flagella-associated protein 45-like. The transcript has 12 exons. NCBI's taxonomy places the organism in Eukaryota, Metazoa, Arthropoda, Insecta, Lepidoptera, Nymphalidae. The coding region runs from base 141 to 1718 and encodes 525 amino acids. The record is from RefSeq and is a predicted model, not a curated record.